GCGGGCGAUGUGGCUUCCUAUUUGCCAAUCGCCGCCUCAGCUGCUCGGUCUGUCUGCGGCGCUGGGCCGUGGGAGCUGCCCGCGCGCGCACAACCGCGCGCCCAUAGGAGACUCUUCCCAGGUGAUCUGUGCAUAUUGGCUGAUCUUAUGAAACACUGAAAAAGAACAUUUCCCGCCACCACUAUUUGCUGCUGCUUACUGUUCUGUUUGACAUUGAGAGGAUGAUGGACACUUGGAGUCAAAUGCCGCUUUAUUGAGAUUUCAUCCAUCAAACAACAAAUCCUGGGCUUUUGCAAUAAUUCUGGCUUUCCUGCAUCCUCAUAUCUCCAGCAGCCUCCAAGGGGCUCAUUUGUACUUUUGAAGAUUAAAUCUGAAGCCUCAUUGAUGGAAAGGAGAGUGAAGCAAUUACCUUGAACCCUUUGAUUUAUGCACUAGUAUUAGAGGAACUCAUUCACUUUCCUCUGGAUUGAAUCCAGAAACCAAAGCCAAUAUUUUGAUGCUCUGAAAGUGAACAUGGUAGGAUCUUGAAUGUAUGGUACUUCACGACCAAGAAGGAAGGAGUGAAGGAUGGCUUCCAGAGAGAGGUUGUAUGAACUUUGGAUGCUGUAUUGCAAUAAGAAAGACCCAGACUAUUUGAAGCUAUGGCUAGACAGUUUUGUUUCUAGCUAUGAACAGUUCCUGGAUGUGGAUUUUGAGAAACUACCCACUCGGGUGGAUGAUGUCCCUCCUGGAAUAUCGCUGCUUCCUGAUAACAUUCUUCAGGUCUUGAGGCUGCAGCUGCUGAACUGUGUCCAGAAAUUGUCGGAAGGACUGGAAGAACCACAACAGGCCUUGUCACUCCUCCUUGUCAAAUUCUUCAUAAUUCUUUGCCGAAACUUAGCUAACGUGGAAGAGAUUGGGACUUGCUCCUAUAUUAAUCAUGUCAUUACGAUGACUACCCUCUAUAUUCAGCAGUUAAAAAGUAAAACCAAGGAGAAAGAAGUGGCAGAUCAAACGCCCAUAGAAGAGUUUGUGAGGCACGCCCUGGCUUUUUGUGAAAGUCUGUAUGACCCGUAUCGAAAUUGGAGGCAAAAAAUUGCAGGGCGAAUUAUGACAACUGUUGAAAAAAGCAGGCAAAAAUACAAACCAGCUUUGCUCACAGUGGAGUUUGUCCCUUUCUUUUACCAGUGUUUUCAAGAAAGUGAACAUCUCAAGGAAAGCCUAAAAUGUUGUCUGCUACAUCUUUUUGGAGCUAUCGUGGCUGGUGGGCAGAGAAAUGCUCUUCAAGCCAUAUCCCCUGCCACCAUGGAAGUCUUGAUGCGCGUAUUAGCAGACUGCGACAUGUGGGAUAAUAGAGACCCAGACGAAGUGAGCCGGAAGGCAGAACUGACACUGAUGUGCCUGACAGAAGUGGUUCACAUCCUUCUGACCAGCAGCUCAGACCAGCGGCAAGUGGAAACUAGUACCAUACUAGAGAACUACUUCAAAUUGCUCAACUCUGACCAUUCAGCUUUGCCUAACUCCCGGAGGUCUCGGCAGUGGGAAAGCAGGUUCAUUGCACUACAGAUUCAAAUGCUGAAUACCAUCACUGCCAUGUUAGACUGCACAGAUAGGCCUGUACUGCAAGCGAUCUUCCUUAACAGCAACUGUUUUGAGCAUCUUAUUCGACUGAUGCAGAAUUGCAAGCUGUUUUUAAAUGCUAACAAUAAGGUGGCAGACAAGAUUGAGAAAGACCUUGCCAACAAAUUACUGACAGAAAUGAAUCAGGAACAGGUGUUUCAGGGACAGCUGGACUGCUUGGCUGUAUCGGCCAUUCGAGCCCUCACAGCAGUGAUGCACAAAUCGCCAGCUGCAAAGGAAGUGUUUAAGGAGCGGAUUGGUUACGCUCAUAUAUUUGAAGUCCUUAAAUCUAUGGGUCAGCCUUCACGGGAGCUACUUGAAGAACUUAUGAACAUGGCAAUUGAGGGCGACCACACAUCUGUUGGCAUGUUGGGCAUAAGCAACGUCCAGCCCUUGUUGCUGCUGAUCCAGUGGCUUCCGGAGCUCGAGUCACAUGAUCUUCAAGUCUUCAUCUCAAACUUGUUGAAGCGGAUUUGCUGCAUUAAUCGGCAGAGUCGUGCCAUCUGUGUCAAUACAAACAUGGUCUCUCGUAUCAUCGAAACGCUGAAUAGACACUCUCUGCUGCAUGGGGUCUGUGCAGAGAACCUGAUCGGCCUCUUGGGCUCUUUGGGGAGUCAGUCCAUGAGUUCUGAAGACCUGCACCAGCUUAUUAGGCUACUCAGGACUCAGGACCCAAAGCAGGCACAUCCUUACGUUGUCCCUGUGAUGAGGGCGAUCCUUGCGAUGGCUCGAAAACAGGGCCUGGACAGUGCUUUGCAGUAUUUUGACUUAUCGCAUAGCAUGGCGGGCAUUUCGUUGCCAACCAUUCACAAAUGGCCGGGUUCUGCAUUUGCUUUCAGUGCUUGGCUGUGCCUGGACCAAGACCAAGUGACUCUCAAUGCCAGUUGCAAGGGCGGCAAGAGGAAACAACUCUACAGUUUUUUCACAGGAAGCGGAAUGGGCUUUGAGGCAUUCAUUACAUGUUCUGGAGUUCUUGUGGUGGCUGUGUGCACCAAGAAGGAAUAUGCGACUGUGAUGCUGUCCGACCAUUGCUUCUGUGACUCUCUUUGGCAUAACAUAACCAUUGUUCAUAUGCCUGGGAAAAGACCCUUUGGUCAAAGCCUUGUCUACAUUUAUGUAAACGGGCAGCAAAAGCUUUCAGCACCACUCAGAUUUCCUGCUAUGAAUGAAGCUUUCACAUCUUGUUGCAUCGGUUCUGCCGGCCAAAGGACAACCACUCCCCCACCUUCACAAAUCCCGGACCCACCUUUUUCAUCCCCUAUUAUGCCCCAUCGGACCUCGCUGGGCGGGAUCCUCAGUCCAGGCAGCUGGGGCGGGCUGAUGUCGAAGCCAGAGUUAGUCACUAAGCUGAUCUCAGCAGGGACUCAAGACAGCGAGUGGGGGUGCCCUACCUCUCUGGAAGGCCAGCUGGGAUCAGUCAUCAUAUUCCAUGAAAUAUUACAGCCUUCACAUGUGAAAGCAUUGUAUUUGGCAGGUCCAAAUUGCUUAACACCAUGGAAGUCUCAAGAAUCUGAAGUGUCUGACUUGCCUAGUAAAAUACUUCUUCACUAUACUCCCAAGGCUUGCAGAAGUCCAAUAUGUCUUGACCUUUCACCAAAUCUUCUGCAUGGAAGGCUAACAGGGAACAAAGUUGUGAACUGGGACAUUAAGGAUAUGAUCAAUUGUAUAGGCGGCCUAAAUGUGCUGUUCCCGCUGCUAGAGCAGAUCAGCCUCCUGGAUGGCCAUUUAAUUGAGAGGCCAGAGGUAGAAUUUGUGCCUCCUGAGCUGCUGACGCCUGUAGAAGGAGACUGGGUGAUGUUAACAUCCACCAGAGCUUCAGAGGCCCGCUUAGAGAAGAACAUAGUUGCAACUUUCAUCUUGAUGAUAAAGCACUUUAUUCAGAGGCACCCAAUCAACCAGGAUAAUCUCGUUCAUACACACGGAGUUGCAACUUUAGGAGCCCUUUUGAAGAAGGUAUCUCCCAGCUUUGUGGAUGUAAACAUAUUGAUGGCUGUCCAGUUACUGAUAGAACAGGUCUCUGCAGCCAAGAACACACAUCUUUUGCAACAGAUGUAUCAGUACUUACUUUUCGACUUCAGCAUCUGGAACCGUGGAGACUUCCCAUUCCGAAUUGGCCACAUCCAAUAUAUCUCUACAAUUAUCAGAGACAGCAGGAGGGUUUUCCGAAAAAAAUAUGGCGUACAGUUUUUACUGGAUACUCUGAGGAUUUAUUACGGGAAUAGCUACAAAGAGAGUGACUUGGCUCCAGAUGAUCUUAGAACCAUAAGAACAUCUCUUUAUGGAUUAAUAAAAUAUUUCCUGAGCAAAGGAGGGGCACAUGAAGAAGUCCAGAGCAUCAUGGGAUAUAUAGCAGCCAUCAAUGAUGAAGAACAGCUCUUUGGGAUCCUGGAGGUGCUCUUCAGCCUGCUUCACACCAGCCCAACCCGUGACCAGCUUUUCUUGUUACUUUUUGAGCCAGGAAAUGCAGACAUCCUCUAUGCUCUGUUGCUGAAUCAGAGGUACUCUGAUAGACUAAAGGAGCUUGUCUUCAAGAUUGUGGACCAGAUGCUGAAGUGCACAAAAGUCUAUGAACGAAGCAAACAACGUAUGAAACUCAGAGAAGUUGGUUAUUCUGGGCUGGGACUGCUCCUGAAUGACGCUCCGGUUACUGUAUCUUUCAUCAAGAACCUUCUCAAUCAAAUUCUGAGUGCUGAUCCAGUUGUGAAUUACAGGGACUUCAUUGCAGUCAUAUAUUUGGCUCACAGAGCAGAUAUAAACAUCAGAGUAGCCAUCUGUCGAAAGCUUUUGCAAAUUCUACAUUCCCAGCAGGAUGCAGCGCAACAGAUUUCUCAACAGCUUGGCUGGCAGGAGACAUUGACGAGGCUCUUCCUGAAAGAGAAUGCUGACGUCAGAAAUGGAGAUUUUGCUAAAGAGGAUGGAAGGCGAACUUCUGUCAAAGACCAUCCGAAACGCUGCCAUUCUAAGGCAGAUGGGGAAGAUGGGACCAGUUUUGCAUCUGUGAAUGGUUCGUGUGACCAGUGGAGCCUAGAAGAGGGCAAAUCUGUGUCAGUGCUCGAAGACAACGCCCUGGCAGAGAUGUCAUUUAGACCUGAGGACCAAGAGGAGUUAUGGCAAAAGAAUCCUUCACACCUAAGUUUGGACUUGUCAAGUGUUGACUCCUAUGAAAUGGGUGAUAAUGGGAGCCAGAUGGCAGAUAGUUUGCCUAGCACCCCUUCACCCAGCGAUCACACUAAGACAUUUUCUGGGCAGCUUGACAAAGAACCAGGUGCUGCAGAGGAGGUGGCAUUCACCGCCGAUCUUUCAUUAUUUGAAAUUCAUGAGGCAUGUGAAGACGACCUUCUACAGUUGCUCACAGACGCUCUGCUCUGCGUGAUUUGGAAAGGCAUAGAAAGGUCAGACGAUGCUGCUUGGAUUGAGAGAGGACAAGUUUUCUCAGCUCUAACCAAACUGGGGAUAUCUAAUGAGCUGUUGAAACCAUCUGAUGAAAUAAAACUCAGUCUGUUGGAGAAGAUGCUUGAAUGGGCAGUUACGGACAGCAGAGAUGCCAAGUCCCUUCCUGUGUAUGCGGAAAAUGCCUUUCGGCUUCUUCUUGUUGUGCAAGAUUUCCUGCAGGCAGAAGGUCUUGUGAAUUCAAGUCUCUGGACAGAAAAGCUUUUGGAAGAACUGGUGACUCUCAUGGAUACUUUGUCAGUAUGGUACCCAUCUGGUCCGGAGUAUGUGAAGCUCUCUCAAGUACAGAUUCAACUGCUUCUUGGAUUCAUUGGACAGGAUAAUUUACAGGUUUGUGCUAUGGCUGCAGCCAAGCUCAACACCCUUCUUCAGACCAAAGCCUUUGACAACCAAGCAGAGUCCUGCUACCUCCUGGGCAAGUUGGAAGGUAUCCUGAGCAGAUCUAUCAGAGAAAAGACAGAAACAUAUUCCUUCUUGAUCCCUCUCGUUCGGACAUUAGUUUCUAAAAUAUACGACCUUCUGUUUAUGAACUUGCACUUACCAUCCCUGCCUUCUACUAAUGGAAGCCCUUCCUUUUUUGAGGACUUCCAGGACUAUUGCAGCACUGAUGAAUGGCAGGUUUACAUUGCUAAAUAUAUUAUUCCAAAUAUGAAGCAGUAUGAACUCAGCACUUUCAGCGAUGGUCAUGAAAAUAUGGCAGUAUAUUGGAAAGAUUGCUACGAGGCACUGAUGGUGAACAUCCAUAAACGGGAGCGGGAACGAGGAGAAAGCAAGCUCAAAUUCCAGGAGUUUUUUGUGGAGCCAUUUAACAGAAGGUCACGGCAGGAAAAUAUGCGUUACAAUAGCAUGCUGAAACAGCUGAAUAACCAGCACACGGCAACCCUGAGGCAGUGGAGGGCCACCAAACUCUACCUCACUUGUGAACAGGGUCCCUGGGCCGAAAGGAAACCAAAUGUUACUCACUGGAAACUUUCAAAUGUGGAAAAUUUUUCACAAAUGAGGCUAAAAUUAGUACAGAAUUACAAUUUCAACUCUCACCUGGAUGCCAGUGCCCUUAGAGACAAUCUCGGGGUGCAGCAAAUGCCGCCAUCGAGUGAGACUUUGCUCCUGGAGGCUGUGAAGCAAGUGAAAGUCAAUGAUAUGGAAGAUGAUAUCCUUGAACUGCCAGAUGAAGAUCCAGCAUCCAUUGCAAACAUAGAUGAGAAGGAAGAACAAAGUCAGAAAGAGAAACUAGUGCUGUCUGAAGACUGUGAACUUAUUACAAUAAUUAAUGUAAUACCUGGCAAACUGGAGGUCACUACGCAACAUAUUUAUUUUUAUGAUGGAAGCAUUGAGAAAGAGGAAGGUAUCGGUUUUGAUUUUAAGUGGCCUCUUUCUCAAAUUCGAGAGAUUCACUUGCGUCGCUAUAACUUAAGGAGAUCAGCCUUGGAGAUCUUCUUUAUUGACCAGACGAACUACUUCCUAAAUUUCAAAAAGGAGGCAAGAAAUAAAGUGUAUAGCCGAGUUCUGUCUCUCUGCUCUCCUAAUAUAAGUGGGACCAGAUCUCCCCAAGAAUUAUUUAAAGCAUCAGGACUCACCCAGAAAUGGGUGAACAGAGAGAUUUCCAACUUUGACUACCUCAUUCAAUUAAAUACUAUGGCGGGACGAACCUACAAUGACCUUGCACAAUAUCCUGUAUUUCCAUGGAUCCUAAGGGAUUACACAUCAGAAGAACUGGAUUUGAAUAAUCCCGCCAUAUUUCGAGAUUUGUCCAAACCUAUUGGUGUGGCAAAUGAAAAGAAUGUCAAAGCUGUACAGGAAAGGUAUGAAAACUUUGAGGAUCCUCUUGGAAUCGUUGACAAGUUCCACUACGGCACUCACUACUCCAAUGCGGCCGGAGUGAUGCAUUACCUCAUUCGAGUAGAACCUUUUACCACAUUGCACAUCCAGCUUCAGAGUGGCAGAUUUGACUGUGCAGAUCGGCAGUUCCACUCCAUUUCCUCUACAUGGCAGGCCCUCAUGGAGAAUCCGAAUGAUGUGAAGGAGCUGAUCCCAGAGUUCUUCUACUUCCCAGAGUUUUUGGAGAACCAAAACAAUUUCAAUCUGGGUCAACUACAGAUCUCAAAAGAGCCCGUGAAUGAUGUUGUUCUCCCAAAAUGGGCACAUUCCCCAGAGGACUUCAUUUAUAAACACAGGAAAGCUUUGGAGUCAGAAUACGUCUCUGCUCAUCUGCAUGAAUGGAUAGAUCUAAUAUUUGGAUAUAAACAGAGAGGACCAGCUGCAGUAGAGGCAUUUAAUGUUUUCUAUUACUGUACUUAUGAAGGAGCUGUAGAUUUGGAUGCCUUGACGGAUGAGAAAGAAAGGAAAGCUUUGGAAGGGAUGAUUAACAAUUUUGGACAAACACCUUGUCAGCUGCUAAAGGAACCUCAUCCUGUGAGACUUUCUGCAGAGGAAGUACUACAGAAGCAAACCAGAAGUGAAAGCUCUACACUUAAUCUGUUUCACCAUCUCCCUGAGUUGAAGUCCUUCUUCAUUGAGGGAAUCAGUGAUGGGAUACCUAUUGUUAAAGCCAUCGUUCCCAAGAAUCAGUACCGUUCAUUCAUGUCACAGGGGAGCCCAGAGACCCUGGUAAUAGUGAGUCUCAACUGUGUUAUUGGAACCCAUGGAUGGCUACCUUAUGAUCGAAAUAUUUCCAACUAUUUCACUUUCCUCAGAGAUCAAACUGUGACAAAUCCCAAGACACAGCGAAGUGUGAGCGGUCCUUUUGCCCCAGGGCUUGAGAUCACACCUAAGCUAUUUGUGGUGUCCCACGAUGCAAAGUUGCUUUUCAGUGGAGGGCAUUGGGACAACAGCAUCCGAGUCACCUCACUCACCAAGGGGAAGUUGAUGGCACAACAUAUUAGGCAUAUGGAUAUUGUGACGUGCCUAGCUAUGGACAUCUGUGGGAUCCAUUUAAUUUCGGGCUCAAGGGACACCACUUGUAUGAUAUGGCAGAUAGUUCAGCAGGGAGGAGCGCCUAUAGGUUUGUCCCCUAAACCUCUGCAAAUUCUGUACGGACAUACCAGUGAAGUCUCUUGUGUCGGUAUCAGUAUAGAGCUGGACAUGGUAGUCUCAGGGGCCAAGGAUGGAACUGUGAUUGUUCACACCAUUCGGAAAGGGCAGUACAUGAGGACUUUGAGGCCGCCUUGUGAGAGUUCACUCUUGCUCACUGUUCCGAAUCUGGCUGUAUCCUCAGAGGGACACACAGUUGUCCACACAAGUCUAGAAGGAAAGACAUCCCUUAAGGAUAAAAAUGCACUCCACCUCUAUUCUGUGAAUGGAAAGUAUUUGGGCUCUGAGAGCCUGAAGGAAGAAGUGUCCGAUCUCUGUGUGACUGGAGAAUAUAUUGUAAUGGGGAGUGUGCAAGGAUUCCUAUCCAUAAGAGACCUCUACAGCCUGAGCCUUAGCAUCUCCCCUCUAGCCAUGCGACUGCCCAUUCGCUGCCUCUCUGUUACCAAAGAGUUCAGUCAUAUUCUGGUGGGCCUCGAGGACGGCAAGCUGAUUAUCGUUGGCGUUGGGAAGCCAGCAGAGAUGCGGGCAGGCCAACUCUCCCGAAAGUUAUGGGGUUCAAGCAAACGGAUCAGCCAGAUUUCAUCAGGAGAAACUGAAUAUAACACUCAAGAUUCCAUGUGAUUUCUGCUUCUGCCUUCUCUUGAGAGAUACCACACAAUUAUUUAAAUCUUUCUGAUCAAAUUUCAAUCAUAUCUCUGAACUUUCUCAGUUACGUUGGGGCAACAGCACAAUUUCCACUGGCAGAUAUGCAAAUUGGCAUCUCUUGUUUCUUCUACUUACAAUAGAAACAGAAGCAAUAAGCUAAUUCAGCACUAAAUAUAUUGAGUGUGUAUGUGUGCACGUACAGGUGUCAGAGGUUAACAGGUGUUGGUAUUUGCAUAUGAAAAUCACAAUCCUAGGUAAUAAUAAUAAUAAUAAUAAUAAUAAUAAUAAUAAUAAUAAUAAAUAUUAAUAUACCGCCCUAUCUCCCCAAGGGGGCUCAGGGCGGUUUCCAACAAAUAAGGCAAAACAUUAGAUUGUCAAAAAGGAAAACCAUACAGAGAAAUAAAAUAAACAUCAUAAAAUAUAAAAUCCUACUAAAACAUACAUAAAAUUUUUAAAAUCUGGCAAUGUGAAAAUCAAGAUGCCUAAACUCUUUGAACUCAUAUCUUGGAAUAUGGCAAAUAUUUCUGGGUUAGCAUUCCCUCUUGUAAAAACGCUUACCUGGGCUUGCUGAUCUGAAUCACCACAAUGCUGCUAUUCAGUGUCACCUGUAGACUAUGAAGGCCAUGAUCCAGUGACUAAUUUGCUAGAUCAUGAUAUUUAGGUAACUUGCUGCUAAGCCCCACUUCUUUUUCCAGUCCUCAUAAACACAAUCUAAAGCAACCUCAUGAUCAAAAGUCUUUAGGGGUAGGAAUAUUGUUGCUGUGCCAAAAAUAGAACAAAACAAGAAAAAAAGUUCCAGUUUGACCCCCAGAUAUCAGCCAUGUGAUCUUCCGCAUUUUAGCCAUUCCUCUAAAUUAUUUCACAUUUUGUUUUUUAAAAACCUCCCUCCUUUCACCCUGAGUCCUUCUUAGUUUGAUAAAUCUGAACUGAAAAAAUGCAAUUUUUUAGACCCAAGGAAUGGGGUAAGUUUGUCCUGGUCAGGGUGUGUGUCUUUUGAUAUAUUCUUUAGGUGAGCCUUUUUGUUGUUUGCUACAACCUGCUUUAAAUAUUGUAUUUUUCGUCUCCAGCCAGAAUAGUUCUUUCGGAAGUGUCUCUGUUGCAUUGUUUUCCUGUCACAUCCUGGCUUGCUCAUGCAUGAAUAUGAAUGGCAACAUAGCAGAGGUAGAGAGCAGGACAGUGCUCUUCAUAUCAUGCUAGUAUGAUAUAUUUCCCUCUUGAAUACUAAACUUGAUUCACUUCCAAAAUUAAGAAAAUCUUUUUUAGUAUUACAUUCAGAAUUAGAGGGAAAAGGAACGGAAUAUUCCAAGGUUAUUGAAGUAUGUAUUUAUAGCUGAAAACUGUAGAUAUGGAAGGAUUAUUGAAUGCAGAUAAAUGUCUGAUCCAUGAGACACCAACCUGUAAUUAGAAAUAUCCACAAAGAGUUCCUCCUGAGUCUGAUCCUGUAUGUGAGAUAAAGGUAUGCGAAAAGAUGUCAGUGAACGCUCAAGUAGUUGUUUUGUAUGGUGUACUAUUUGAACAGCAGUAUUCACUUUUUGGAGUGUGUGCGCUUAAUGUAGAGUCCUAUAAUGCGCACCUAAAAGUGUGACAGAUAGUUAGCUUGUCAUGAGGAAGUCUAAUGCAAAGAGGAAUGGGGUGCUGACAUUUAUUUAGUUUGAUUUAGAAGUAUUUGAGAAAGAGGAAAAAUUAAUGAGAGGAAGCUAAGCACUACAUGUAGUUAUAGUUAUUUAUUUAGACUGUACAUUUCACAACUGACAUCUAUAUUUUUUCUGCACAAGUGGAACUAUAUUGCCCAGAAACAGUAGCAUAUGCACUGGAACAUUUUAUCUUUGUUUCUCUUAUAAUUAGUUGUUUGGGACUCCUGUGUGUAUUUUACUUAUGAGAAGAGUAUUAUCUAAAGACAGGGUGGAUGGUCAGUAAUUUGUUAUGGUGUUGCCAUAUGUCUGCUUAAGACAAUUUUAUGAAAAUGGCCUUACCACUUCUUCCUGAUUUGCUUCAAGGCUGAAAAGGACCCUGAACUGGUAGGAGAAACACAUAAAAGCAUGGAGAUAGUGUCAGGAAACCUUACAGCUGUGUUGAACUACAAUUAUCUAACCAUGCCCUAUGGUUUAAUGGGAGCACAUCUGAAGGACAACAGGAUGAUGAAGGCAAUUUGUGUGAACCAUGUUUGUCUUUUGUGAGAACAAAAAUGGUGUUCUUGUAUUACACUCAAACUAGUUGCAGUGAGGAUUCUGCUUGUCCAAAGGUGCAGUCCUAAAUUCACCUCCAGUGGGUAUGGGCCCCACAGAAAUCAAUUGGAUGUACUUUAGAACAAACUAAACCAGUGGUUCUCAACCUGGGGGUCCCCAGGUGUUUUGGCCUACAACUGCCAGAAAUCCCAGCCAGUUUACCAGCUGUUAGGAUUUCUGGGAGUUGAUGGCCAAAACAUCUGGGGACCCACAGGUUGAAAACCACUGGAAUAGAGGAUUUUUCUAUAAGAAAAAUCUUGCUAUCUUUAUUGCUGUUAUCUUUAAAAAAAAUAAAAAAUAGACACCUGAUUUGGAUAUAAAAAUUAUGAUUAAGAUAUGAAAUACAGAGACAUAUGGAAUAGUUCUGCUAAUUUGUGAUACUUACACAAGCUUUUCAUACUAGGGAUGUCAGCUCUGAUUUUAAGGGAUUAACAGAAUUUUCACACAACACAGAACUUUGAAAAUAAUAAUAUCAACACUAACAAUGACAUGGAAACAAGUUUAAAACGAAAAUAGUAUAGGAGCAAUACCAAAGAUAACCCAAAAACUGUUUAUGAAAGUGGUUUGUUAGAAUGUAAAAAAAACUUAAAGGAGUAUUGAUAGAAGUUUGGAUUGGAUGUUUUUAUGGUGACGUCACUAAAGGAGCAAUUUGAGGACCGUAUGUUCAUGGUUCUGUAAGUGUGUGGGUGAAAGCUGUAUGUUUCAGAUUGUUUUUAAUGUGAGUGACAUUUCAACCUGGCAAACGCCAAUUUGCAUUAGCUUUAGACCAGAAAGUCAAGUCUAGUGGGUUUCCAUGUACAUCUCUUUCUUGAAUGAGAUCCAACGUGAUGUUCCUAUAAUUGCACCAGUUUCCUCCCCGCUUCCAUGGUUCAAGUAGCUAAUAAAUCUUAUCAUGUUGUAGAGUCAAUAAAUUAAAAAAAUGUUGGGCUAUAUUCUAAAUUAUUAUUCUGAAAAAGAUAUUUCCAUUCAACAAUGCAGUUACAAAGAGCUCCUCCUCCCAUAAGUAUAAUUCCAUUUCCAGCCAUGUAGCAGAAAAUACUGAAUGCAGUCCAUAAGACUAAGGCCAGGAGGUAUGGAAUUUGACUGGAAUAAGAAAUAGGCUGAGGCAUGUUUUCUUCUGUUUCUUUAGUAUUAUGCAAAGACAAAUAUCUCUGUGUGAUAGUUGACAUUCAUAAAAGGUACUGAUUUGCAGCCAAGCCAUGCAAGUGGGAUUCAGUGCUCUGUUGCCUGGCUAGAUUCCAGUUUCUUUUUUGAAAUCUAUUUUUUAAAAUAUGAUUCUAUCUUAAACUGGCAGAAGCAAACGGUGGAACCUGUUAAUGUUAUUUUCGUGUCCACAUGCUAGGACUUGAGUAAUAACUUUGCAACCAAAGUCAGAACAGAUAAAAACUAUCCUGAGUACAAACACUGGACCAUUUUUCUAAUAACUAUCAUUCCUUUUGUUAUAUUUAUUUAUUCACACCUUCCUUAGAAAACUGAAAGCAACUUAAGGAGUAUUAAAGUGAUAAAAUAUACAAUGGCAAACUGCAACAUUAGCACAACCUAGAUCGCUUUAAUUGAGUGGUACUUGUCAGUAAAAAUGUUUGCAAUUUCAGUAUCUUUGCUCUCAGUAGAAGUAAAAUUGCAUUUAGUGUAAUAUAAAUAUUAUAUUAAUAUAAAUAUUAUAAUAAAUACUAAAAAUGGCACUAUUUCAAUUGUGGGCAUGAAAGGUAACGACUAAGUAUACUCCCAAUGAAAAUCCUUCUGGUCCAUGAUGUGUAAUAUGCCUUUUGUGCAGAAAUUCUUGAUUGCUUUUUACCAUAUUACAACAAAGACGAAGAUAAAAAGCUUGCAAGGAACAGCUACUGACCUGUCUUUAGACUGUCAGAUGUGAGGUUAUGUGUCUGAACAUAAGACUGUGUUGCUGUGAGUUUUGUGGGCUAUAUGGCCAUGUUCCAGAAGCAUUCUCUCCUGAAAAACUCACAACAAACAACCCAGUGAUUUUGGCCAUGAAAGCCUUCAACAACACAUAAGACUGUGUGUAAAACGAAUACAUAUUCACCCUUUGGUCCCACAAACACUGGGGUGGAAAGAAGGACGUUUCUCUGAAACCCAGUGGUAUCACAACCUUGCAUGUCUCUUGUAAUCCCAUUGGAAAAGAAGGAGAACUAGGACAGGCAGAGUAUUUCCCAUUCUGUUUCUUCUCCAUAUAUAUUUCCCAGAUUGUUUCUUCUUUCAUUGGGUUUCAUAGCAGGAUGUGAAUCUGAAUGGGAUCCAUCCAGGGUGGGGAUUCAUAAGAGAGAAUUGCCGGGCAUUGGAAGUCUCUUGUAGUGUUUUGUCUUUCCCAUUCUCUCCUCGUUCUUCUUACCUUAGGAAGUGCUUAUUCUAUUUUAGACCUCAUCAAUAUACUCCUUUUUCGGGUGUCAGAUCAAUGGUAAGCCCUAGCCAGCAUAGUCAGUGCAGAGAGGCUAUAGGAGUUGCCCAUCAGUGUUAUUUCAGGAAUGCUUUCCAUUAAAACAUGUGUAGUUUUGAUUGAAAUCAUGCAUGUUUUGGUUGUCCAAAAAUGCAUAAUGCAAUAGUGAAAGACUGAACUAUCAUACUAGCAAAUACUAUUUUAGCCAGGGAAAGAAACACUAGUAUAUAUCCUAGAAUAGCUGGACUUUGCAAAAAAGAAAAUUCAGUCACUAGCCAUGCUUCAUGGGGGAUAGCAUGUUUUUAUUCCUGAGAGUGGAAACUGGCAUAAUUUGCAUUCAUUUCCAUAAAGCAGUGGUUCCCAACCUUUGGGCCUCCAGGUGUCUUGGACUUCAGCUCCCACCAUUCCUAACAGCUGGUAAGCUGACUGGGAUUUCUGGGAGUUGAAGUCCAAAACACCUGGAGGCCCAAAGGUUGGGAACCACUGCUGUAAAGUUUGAUCUCUAAGCCCAACAAAGGAAGGUUCUGAUUUGAUGUGCUUCUUGCAGAUUGUAACAUUUCAAUCCCGAUGUUUAAAUUGCAUCAUCAUUUUGCACAGCUUCAAUUCAGGCUUGACAUGAAUGUGCCUAGCUUUUGUCCAAGUAACACAAAGCACCAGAUUUGUAUAUGUAUAAUAUGCAUAGUGUAUAUUAUGUGGGCAUUAUGCAUUCCUGUGUCACUGCUUCAUUACAUACUUAUUACCCCAGUAGCAUGGGUCUUGCUGCAGAAUCAGAUUGGUUUGGGUUUAUUUUGUGUUUUCUCCAUGCACAUAGCUGCUUGUGUGCAGUGAUGGACUCCUCGUCUGAAGGACAUUAAAAUUAGCUUUUAAAGUAGUGAGAAGUGAUUUUGGAUCCGUCUAUGUAAGCUAGAAGAUUUAUUGAACAGUUUAAUGAAGACUGGGGAAAUGACUUCUAUUAAGAGCAUGUCAAGGGGAUUCUGGAGAUGAUAGUCCAAGAAAGUAACUUUUCCAGGUUCUGCUGCUGAAUGAUACUGUUUUGUUAAAAACCACAUUUUAAAUUAGCCACUCGCCUUGGAAAUUGUGCUGCUGUUUGAACCCAUUUUUUUCUGAACCACACAGAAAUAUACAACUCACUUAACAUGUGCCUCUGCAUUUAUAUAAUACACUACACACUGUAAAAAUGGAACACUAAGCCUUAUGUAUAUACAGGCAAAUGAUGAUCUUAUACUGAUUAUUCUGAUUGUGCAAUUGUGACUGAUUACAAAUGGGUUUUGAUGCCAAAAAAUGCCUUCAGAUUUUAGACAGAAGUGUUUUGAUAUAGUUAGUUUUCAACUAGCUUUUACGUAAACACAAAAAUAUUUGUUAGUCUUGUGUGCAAUACCUUUCCUCUUCUUUGGGUGCUUUGGAGGUUAAAUAAUAUCCUGUUUGUAUUAUUUUAAAAGUUUUGUUGGUAAGGUUUAAUAAUUUUAAGCUUGUAUGUAUGUAUGUAUAUUGGCUAACAUUGGGUUUGUUUCUGUACAGCAUGGUGGACAAUGUUUUCCAGUUUGCACUUUGUAGGAUUUACCAAUUUGUAAUUUAACUCUUUUUUAAAAAAAUGCUUGCUGACUUUGUACAUAAAAUGGAUUGUCAAAUUGGGUUUGUAUAUAACGGAAGGGUCUGAAGCUAAUUAAAUACAAAAUGGGA
Messenger RNA from Anolis sagrei ordinatus, 15018 nucleotides. RefSeq names its product neurobeachin like 1 (gene NBEAL1). The record is from RefSeq and is a predicted model, not a curated record. Gene Ontology annotation, cellular component: cytosol; membrane. Lineage: Eukaryota; Metazoa; Chordata; Lepidosauria; Squamata; Anolidae. Gene Ontology annotation, molecular function: protein kinase binding. Gene Ontology annotation, biological process: intracellular protein localization.